This is a messenger RNA of Daucus carota subsp. sativus, 2134 nucleotides long. Its product is annotated as IQ domain-containing protein IQM1. Lineage: Eukaryota; Viridiplantae; Streptophyta; Magnoliopsida; Apiales; Apiaceae. The record is from RefSeq and is a predicted model, not a curated record. The transcript is spliced from 9 exons. Gene Ontology annotation, molecular function: protein binding. Bases 538 to 1914 code for a protein of 458 amino acids.
GUGUAUAGAGAAUUUAUGCCAUACCUAAAUUUUCAGGGUUAGUUUUUUUUUUUUUUUUUUAAACUAUUCAUGGUCCUAAUUCCUAAUAUUAUUAGUGUUGAUGAAUAUUAAUUCUACUAAUCAAAGUGCUAGAAUAAUAAACCGCAAUAAUCUAAUUUGAACCCUUCAACUUCAAAGCCCUCGUGAGGGUCGUAGGAACUGGAAAAAACAGUAGUUAGCAGACCAUAUUUUCCAUUCAAAGGCACGCCCCCAUUUCAUGGGACGAGCCAACUUACUCCAUCUCUCACAAACACUCUUUACAUUACAACAAUUCUUCUUCUCCUUCUUCUUUACCACGUAUUUGAAGGAACCAACAUUCAACAGUCAUACUCAGUGUGGACCUAUCUAUUUACAAUUCUAUAUAUAUGUCACAUUUCUGAGAUUCUUUACUAUAUACAUUUGUUUCGAUAUUUUUUAAUUAUUUCUUUCGAGACAGAUAGGGAGAUAGUAACAGCAAAUAUUUCUGCAGCGGCCAAUUGUUCAUCUUAGCAUCUUUCGAUGGGAGUUAUUUAUGCAGCAAACAGGUCUAGCCUUGGAAAAUCUCCAAGCUUCAAGAAAUGGGAACCAAAGAAGCUCACUGUGGAAACAACUCCCUCUUUUUUUAAUUUUCCUGCAAUCCAGGAAUGUUCCUUAAGCUCCGUAAAAUCUCUGCCUGAACCGCGUGUUUUUUUCUCUCCAUUGGCGGCUAGUGAGCUUGAUGCAGCUGCAGUCAGAGUGCAGAAAGUUUACAAGGGUUACAGAACUAGAAGAAACCUUGCUGAUUGUGCUGUAGUAGUCGAGGAGCUCUGGUGGAAGGCCUUGGAUCUUGCAGCUUCCAAGCAAAGAUCAAUAUCAUUUGUCAGCACUGACAAACCAGAAAGCGCGGUUUCGCGGUGGGCAAGGGCAAGGACCAUGGUGGCUAAGGUGGGAAAAGGAUUAUCAAAGAAUGAAAAGGCUCAAAAGCUAGCUCUCAGACACUGGCUUGAAGCUAUUGAUCCGCGGCAUCGUUAUGGACAUAAUUUGAAAUUUUACUAUGAUGUUUGGUUUACUAGUCAGAGCCGACAACCAUUCUUUUACUGGUUGGAUGUUGGAGAUGGCAAAGAAGUUAAUAUAGAAAAAUGCCCUAGGGCCGAUCUUCAGAGACAAUGCGUCAGAUAUCUUGGACCAAGGGAGAGGAUAGAAUUCGAGGUGAUCAUAGAGCAAGGAAAACUAGUAUACAAGUGCAGUGGGAAGCCUUUGAAUACAGAGGAGGGAUCAAAAUGGAUAUUUGUCCUCAGUACAUCUAGUACAUUGUAUGUUGGCGAAAAGAAGAAAGGGCACUUUCAGCAUUCUAGCUUUUUAUCUGGUGGCGCUACCACUGCAGCCGGACGAUUAGUAGCUCAGAAUGGAGUUCUAGAGGCUAUAUGGCCAUAUAGCGGGCACUAUUGUCCAACAGAGGAAAGUUUUAUGGAGUUCAUUAGCUUCCUUGAGGAGCACCAUGUUGACUUGAGCAAUGUCAAGAGAUAUGCAAUAGAUGAUGAGGAUCCGACCUUAAUCAAGCCGACUAAAGGGAUGCCUAAGUCAGAGAUUGCUAGAGUGUCGUCUUUAGAAAACGUUGUAUCUGUUAAUAAGGAAUCAUCUGACACCAAGUCACAAGAUUAUGAAAAUCAGAGACCACCAUUGUCGUCUAGAUGGACGACAGGGGCAGGUCCUCGGAUAGGCUGUGUACGCGAAUACUCUCCAGAGUUGCAAAAUCAAGCACUCGACAAAGUCAAAUUAUCUCCAAGAUUUCUACUCAAGGCCGGACCUCAUACGAGCAAUGGCCCUAUUCCUUCACCAAGACCAAGUCCGAGGAUUCACCUUUCACCAAGAGUUGCCAACAUUGGACUCCCAAGUCCUAGGAUUGCUGCUACUUAAUAUGCGUAAAAUUGUGAAAGUGGACAUGUAAAAGGAGACCGAGGGAUUACUUAACUACAGAGAAUAUUUCGAUACUGCAGUACAAUGCUUCACAGAAUAGAGUCCUGGCUAGCAUCAUUUUUUCUGAAUUCAAAGAAUUCUUUCAUGCCCAAGCGCCAUACUGAUACUGAAUCACGAUACACAUUAAUUUAGUCAUUUUAUUUCAUUUUUUCUUCAUUCA